Molecule: messenger RNA, 1577 nt
Organism: Pogonomyrmex barbatus (red harvester ant)
Lineage: Eukaryota; Metazoa; Arthropoda; Insecta; Hymenoptera; Formicidae
Gene: Taf7
Product: TATA-box binding protein associated factor 7
Biological process (GO): RNA polymerase II preinitiation complex assembly; transcription initiation at RNA polymerase II promoter
Cellular component (GO): transcription factor TFIID complex
Molecular function (GO): RNA polymerase II general transcription initiation factor activity
Source: RefSeq, a predicted model, not a curated record
AUAUUUCUUAUCCCGUUUUUAUCUCGAGUUUUAUCUUACGCUUGUCAUACUUUAUCGAGGAGAGCCCGAGGAAAAUGAAUCGUCAUCCAAAUACUGACUAUAAAAAUCGCAAUGAGCCGCAAGUUGAAUUGGAAAGCCAAUUUAUUUUGCGGUUACCACCGGAACCUGCUAGAAUAUUGAGAGAAGCAUUACGUAGCAGUUUACCCUUGAAAGACAGAUUGACUAUUAAAUUGGAAAAUGAUAUGCGUUACGGUGAGGUUAGGCUUGAUCAUUGGUUACUCCAUGCCAAGGUUGUGGACCUGCCGACAAUAGUGGAAUCUUUAAAAACUAUUGAUAAUAAAAGCUUCUACAAGACUGCUGAUAUAUGCCAGAUGGUAAUAUGUAAAGAAGAAGAUGAUCACACUGCCACAGAUGAAGAAUCUCCUGUUAAGCAAAAGAAAAAAGAUCCGAAUAAAGUUGAUAAAAAGUUUCUUUGGCCACAUGGUAUAACACCGCCUACAAAAAAUGUAAGACGUAGGAGGUUUAGAAAAACCUUGAAAAAGAAGUACGUUGAAGCGCCAGAAAUCGAGAAGGAAGUUAAACGUUUAUUGCGAGUGGACAAUGAUGCAGUCAAUGUUAAAUGGGAAGUGAUAUGUGAGGAUGAGGAUACAUCGAAACCCAGUAAAGUAUCAUCAUCUGGUACGGUUAAGACCAAACGGGAAAGUAUAAAUGGGAACACAUCUCAAAGUCUGGAUGUUGCUGAACACGACAUAUUCGGCGAGCCCGUAAGCGACAGUGAAGAUGAUGACGAAGAAGCAAAUAUAAACGUGAUGGAAUUAGAUGAGAAUAGUCGUCUUUCUGGAGACAGUAGAGUCUCAGACUCGAAUUCUAUGCAAGCUGCUUAUUCAGAAAGAUCGAGUAACAACGCUACAACAAGCAGCGGGUUAGUUACCGAGUUCAGUAAAGAUAUGUUCCACAAUGAUAACAAUGGCGAUACGGAAACUGAGAAACAGCCAGACGAAGCCACUCCGUCGAAGAUUGUGAAAUUAGACCAGUUUCAUUCGGAAUAUAUAAUUCCAGAAAAUUACACCGAAUCACCCACAUCAGUAUCCGCAUCUAAGGAUUCGCGCCUCGCUACUCUUCAUGCGGAAUUAGCAGAAUUACGGCAAAGAAGACAGCAACAGGAGAUUGAAAUAGCUAACAUUGAAAACGUCAAACUGAGACAACGGUUUCAGGAGAUUUUGGAUAAUUUGUUGACCCAAGAAAUGCAAAAAGUACAAGAGAUACAAGAUCUAGAAAUGGAAUAGAAAGCAUAGUUUCAUACAUACAUUACUGUUAUCAUAUAUGUAAAAAUUAGUUAUAUAAAAUACAAAUUUUGUUUUUUAUAUAAAUAAUUUUUAUAUUAAAUAUUAUAUAAUAUAAUUCAUAUAAUAUAUAAAUAUAUACAUUGUACAAAAUCAAAAUAUAAAUUAUAAGUUUUUUAAGUAAUAUGCUUUUUUAAUAUUAGAGCUAAUAGGAAAAAACAUUUUUGUUUACUCCUGAUUCCUAUUAACAAAACAUUUUGUAGUAUACAAAAUCUUGAAUAAAGUGAAAAAGAU